UCGCAGAAUUUAACCCCUCUUGCUUGGCCCUUCCAUCUUCUGGAAUGUGUGGAAGGGGGGUGCAUUUUGGGCCAUUCUUCAUGUGUGGCUAUUGUAAUAUGGGUGCGAAUUAGGAGUCUGUUGGGAUCCUGACUACUUGGGUACAGAGGGUGCGGGUUGGGGUGGAGGGGCGGGCCGAGGAGGAGGAGGGAUAGAUCAUCUCAGCAUUGCAUACCUUUGGGAAAUGUAGAAAGACAAGGUUGUCUGUGGAGGUUUGAUUGCCACAGUGGGAGAGCACAAGGGGUUGCGGGUUGGGUAAGAGGGCUAAUCUCGUCAUUGUGUACCUUUGGGAGAAGUCGGGAAACAAGGCGUGAGUGAAAAACCUCCUGAUGAGUUUUGGUGGAACUCCGACGACGAAACUGUUUGUCGCAGCCCCUUGCUUGCUCGCUCUCCUCUCCUCCCUCUCUGCCUAUGCUUUGCCAGGCGAACUCUGUUUUUGACGAUGUGUCAUGGCUAUGGUCACGCGGCAGAUUGCUGCAGGUUGUCUUGGGAGGUUUGGUUGUUAGUACAGUGCAGAACAGGUGCUUGCAGCUUGUUUUGGUGUCUUUUCUGCAGUAUGCAUGCUCUCUGGGUGCAUUCAGCAGACAUGCUGGUCAUGAUGCCACUCAUUCUCUCCGCCGACUAGGCGAGGCUACGGUGCCUCGCAUUGUUGGGCCUAGUUGCAUCUUUAUUGUAGUUUCAAAGACACCUUGUGAGGAAGGACGAUGUGGCCGACACCUUUCUUGAACCGACAAGGCCUUCAGGAACCUGCUCGAGCAGUCUUAUCUUUGAUGUUGCUUAUUCACAAAAGAUGAUGUCACCGGCCUUUGGCAUUGGAAUUGCUUUUGCUUGUCCCCUUCAGAGGGCACCAUACUCACCAGGAGUGUGGGGACUGAAACCACUGUCAGAAAGUUUUUAAGUAUGAAUCUGCAGUUUGUCAUAUUCACGCUCGCUGUUUGUUGACGCAUGUGGAGAGAAUGCAUUUGUGGAAGACUUUCACAGUUUAGUUUUCCAGCUCUGCUGCCAAGAGCCUGGAUGGUCGUAACUUGGUCAGAUAUCGGGUUCUCGACUGCGCGCUUAGAAGGACUGAUGAGCAAUUUUGUUUUUUUGACAGCUGCAGGUCUCGCGAGCUAGCCUAGAAAUCACAAUGUUGUGAUUGAUGCAUGGGAGUAGAACUGCCAGCAGGCGGACUGGCAGUUACACAGCUCGCUCCCUCAGCUCCUCUUUCAUUGGUUGAAUCACAACUACCCCCGAGCCUAUUUUUGCCCACGUGGAUUUCCCCGGUGCGUCCAGAAGUUAACCACCACCGAGGGUCAGCGUCUUCCUUGACAUUUGGCUGGUACUGCCAGCCGUUUGGGUCUAGUACCUGUUCAUCCGAAGAACGUGGUUGUGGUUGUGGUUGUGCACAGACGAGUCGGCCUCCGUCUCCGCUGCCUGAGAACGGUAGUGUGUGUUUUGUAAGGUACAUCAACAACAAAAGGGGCGAGAGGAGUGCUUUGUGCAAAAGCCUGUGAGCAGCGGAGGCCAGUGUGUGUGUUUGAGAUUUGAUUGUCGUUGUAGACGGCAGCAGCAGCAGCAGCAGCAGCAGGUACUUCAUGGGGGUUUACUUGAGAGUAUGCAAAAUUGCAAAUACAAUACAAGAAAGACGUUGUGCAAACAAGAACGAAGUGUUUGUUCCCACACUCUGUUCAUUCAGGACGCAUCUGAACAGAGAAUGUGGUAGAAGACAGACGUCACUAAGGUGUCUUUGGAUCAUGCUCUUGGACCCUCCCCUCCCCUCCCCUCCAUCAAUCAAUCACCUAAGUUGUC
Molecule: messenger RNA, 1827 nt
Organism: Chara braunii
Lineage: Eukaryota; Viridiplantae; Streptophyta; Charophyceae; Charales; Characeae
Source: the annotation of a GenBank genome assembly